AUGAGAACAUGGCUUAAUCAACCUCUUCCAUCAACGCACUUACCCCCUCACAUAUGGGCCACUGUUGACAAAGCUAUGCUGUCUUGUACAACAAUCCAAGCUACUUUUGUUAUUGCUCGUAAUGAAGAUGGUAUCCCUUUUCCAAUUCCCACUGAUGCUCCAAAGGUUUACACCGAUUUUGAGGCUGCCACCUAUGAUAGUCUGGCUGAAAUGAUGCUUAAGGGAAUGAAAGAUAACCUCACGAAUUUGUGUGGUGUUGCAGCAGAUGCAUCAGGCUACUAACAUUCGAGGGAAAGUUCUGGAAAUGUUGGGUAUUGGAGAAGAUGAUGCACAUCUUGCACUACCUGUUACUUGGGAUGCUGUGCAUGCUCUAAACCUAGGAGUAACAGAUGUGAAGGAUUCUAAAGAAGCAAGUGGAAUUCACUUUUUGAAGAUUUAUCAAAUGAUGCAAUGUUUUUAA
This is a messenger RNA of Paramuricea clavata, 460 nucleotides long. Lineage: Eukaryota; Metazoa; Cnidaria; Anthozoa; Malacalcyonacea; Plexauridae. The record is from the annotation of a GenBank genome assembly.